Messenger RNA from Hemiscyllium ocellatum (epaulette shark), 884 nucleotides. RefSeq names its product ribosomal protein S6 (gene rps6). Gene Ontology annotation, cellular component: ribosome. NCBI's taxonomy places the organism in Eukaryota, Metazoa, Chordata, Chondrichthyes, Orectolobiformes, Hemiscylliidae. The record is from RefSeq and is a predicted model, not a curated record. The transcript has 6 exons. Gene Ontology annotation, molecular function: structural constituent of ribosome. Bases 93 to 842 code for a protein of 249 amino acids. Gene Ontology annotation, biological process: translation.
UCUCGCGACAUCAGCCGGUGGUGAGGCUCCGCGGAGCCGGAUAUCCGGUCUCUUUCCCCGGGCGGCGGUGGAGUGAUCGCUGCUGAUCCGCCAUGAAGCUGAACAUCUCCUUCCCAGCCACUGGCUGCCAGAAACUUAUCGAAGUGGACGAUGAGCGCAAGCUGCGGACUUUCUAUGAGAAACGCAUGGCCACCGAGGUGGCUGCGGACUGUCUUGGAGACGAGUGGAAGGGAUACGUUGUGCGCAUCAGUGGUGGCAACGAUAAGCAGGGAUUCCCCAUGAAACAGGGCGUCUUGACUAAUGGCCGUGUCCGUCUGCUACUCAGCAAGGGGCACUCCUGCUAUCGUCCGAGGAGAUCUGGCGAACGCAAACGGAAAUCUGUCCGUGGGUGCAUUGUUGAUGCCAACCUUAGUGUCCUGAACUUAGUUAUUAUUAAGAAAGGUGAAAAGGACAUCCCGGGACUGACAGACAAUACAGUGCCUCGCCGUCUUGGACCCAAAAGGGCAAGCAAAAUCCGUAAACUGUUCAACCUGUCCAAGGAAGAUGAUGUACGCCAGUAUGUUGUAAGGAGACCUCUCAGCAAAGAAGGUAAGAAGCCGAGAACCAAAGCUCCCAAAAUUCAGCGUCUGGUAACCCCCCGAGUUCUGCAACACAGGCGGAGACGCAUUGCCCUGAAGAAACAUCGUACUCAGAAGAACAAGGAAGCUGCAGCCGAAUAUGCCAAGCUUCUGGCCAAGAGGAUGAAGGAAGCUAAGGAGAAACGUCAGGAACAGAUUGCAAAGAGACGUCGUCUUUCUUCAUUGAGGGCCUCCACAUCAAAAUCGGAAUCUAGCCAAAAAUAAAAAUAUUGGUGGGAUAGGCAAAAUAAAGAGAUUUUGUUGAAA